UGACUCCAGCGAUUAUGCCACAUCGUACUCGAGGGAUACCUGAACUUGCUAAAAAGUGAAGCGAUAGUCAGUAAUUUCUCCUGAGCACCAUCGUCACAGUGGAGUGGUGGACACCGAAGAUAUGAGAACCAUGUGGAACCCACCAAACAUUGACAGCGAACAGACCAGGCAGGUGACUGCCAGGAUGGAGACCACACCAGCCUUUGGCACCCCCAGUAUCUCUGUGUCUCAGCAGCAAACCCCCAAGAAGUUUGCACCUGUAGUUGCUCCCAAGCCAAAGUUCAACCCCUCCAAGCAGCUGGGAGAUCUGGUCCACACAGAGGCUGAAGGUGAAUACCCUCCUCCACCCCCACCCUCUGAUGAUCUGAGUGGUCUCUCAUCACCCCCUGGGGCCUUCCCUCCGCCUCUGUCCUAUGAAGGAGACCCUGUCAGUGUACAGAUGAAAGGACCAGAGAGGACUCUGGAAGAGAGACGGUCCAGCCUGGACGCUGAGAUUGACUCCCUCACCAGCAUCCUGGCUGACCUGGAGAGCAGUUCUCCCUACAAGCCCAGAAACCAGCAGAACUACGGUGGCUCUCCGGUGACCAGUGCCAGUUCUUCAACACCAGUCACCGUACACAAGCGCAUGGUCAUCCCACCCCAGCCACCUCUGACGGCCACCAAGAGAUCCACCACAAAGCCCCAGACACCAGCAGCCCCUGUGCCCCCAGCAGCCUCUAACCCCAUAGCCAAGCCUCAGUUCCAGACCAUGCCCCAGACUAUACCGGCCUCCUACGACACCCCCAGCCAGCCCACCUUUAGCGUGCAGGCGAAGGCUGCCUUGCCCAAUCCUCAAUACCAGUCCCCUGGGGCGCAGCAGCGCCCCCAGCUGCAGCCCACGGCCAUCCAGCCCCAAAGUAACUUUACCUAUGGGUCCCUGCAGCCAGGGUACGCCCCUGCUCCCCAAAUACAGCAUCCUGGGUCAGAGGGGCAGGGCCUUGUGUAUGGAGGAGGCCAGAAUACCUGGAAACCUCAGCCUAGCUACCAGGCUGCCCCUGCCAGCCAUGGGUACCAGCCUCCUACCCCCAAGAAGACGUACAUCACCGACCCCCAGCCCACCUCCGCUCCAACACCCUUGGCCCAGUAUGGCUCUGCUCAGCCUAAGGGCCAGCCAGACGAAGAGCUGGACCGCCUUACCAAGAAGAUGCUCUACGAUAUGAACAACCCCCCAGCUGAAGAGUACUUUGGUCGCUGCUCCUGCUGCGGGGAGAACGUGGUGGGAGAGGGCACGGGCUGCACCGCCAUGGACCAGGUCUUCCACGUGGACUGCUUCGUCUGCAUCACCUGCGGCCUCCAGCUGCGUGGGAAGCCAUUUUACGCCGUGGAGAAGAAGCCGUACUGCGAGCCCUGCUACAUUGACACCCUGGAGACCUGCACAGUCUGCACCAAGCCCAUCAUGGAGCGGAUCCUGCGGGCCACAGAGAAAGCCUACCAUCCACACUGCUUCAUCUGCGUUGUCUGCCAGCGCAGCCUGGAUGGCAUCCCCUUUACUGUGGAUGCCAGCAACAACAUCCACUGCAUCGAGGACUUCCACAAGAAAUUCGCUCCUCGCUGCUCUGUGUGUAAGGAGCCCAUCAUGCCGGCCCCAGGGCAGGAGGAGACGGUGCGCAUUGUGGCUCUGGACCGAGACUUCCACGUGCAAUGUUACCGCUGUGAGGACUGCAGCUCCCCUCUGUCUGAGGGGGACAACCAGGGCUGUUACCCACUGGAUGGCCAUGUCCUCUGCAAGAGCUGCAACACCAUCCGCAUCCAGGCGCUCACUGCAAAGGCCACCACCGACCUCUAAGGGAUCCCGCCCUCAGCCCCUCCCUCCCCUCCUCCCUCCCGCACGCUCUCGCACACAUGCACCCCCUACUAUCCUCAGCUUCUCCCUUGCUCACAUGCAUGUCUCGCUUCUGAAGGAGCCCAAGUCAGUGUCUGUAGAGACAAAGGAAUGUUUCUGCAGGUGGGAAUGUCUCAGUGGUGACAUGGACUCAAGCUAAACUACCUGCUGUUGUUUCGAUAUCCAUUCCAGUUCCAUACUUCAGAUUCUCUGUUUAUGUCAUCCACAUGUGUAGGACGAACACCCGUGCUUCUGCCUCACUCCCACUCAUCCCAUGCUGAGCGCAGCAUUGACUCCCUAUGCCAUGAUGUGAACAUGAGGGCUACCCUCCAGCCGACUUGUCUGUGACCACACCACUGCACUAACAGAAACACAGCUGGACAUAACACUUACUGCCUGUUAGUUCAGUAGCAAGGGGCCAUGCACUUUGAUUUACAGUGCUUCUAAUGCAGUGCAUAGAAUGUGCCACUUUGAAUGGUAGCAUUGUUAUUAUUCUUUUUACUAUAAUGUCAUUAGCUUUAUGAUGGGAAAGUAUACUCAGUUUAUUAAAAUCACACACUCACUCAUUUUAUCCAUGUAUAAAACUAUAUGACUAUGUAUAACCGCUUCACAUUAGCAAAUCCAGGGCAAACACCAAGUUGCCUUCCACCCCCCACCAGUUGGCCUUUUACUUCAUAGAAUUUUAUGUGCUGGUUCUAAAUGUCUUACACAAAAGACUUUUUUAAUCAAGGAGUCCAAGCAGAAUGAUUAGAAAAAAUGUAAGUCUUUUUGAUCCCUUAAGGCAGAAUCCUGGAUUCAAUCUGAGAACACUUGCACCGCUCUUGUCAUUUACUAAAUGUAUUGUACUUAUUUAAAAGUUACUUUUUUGUUCAGUGUUUAGCUAACUGAUUGCAUUCAUUCAAGUAACUAUCAAGCACACGCUGUUUUGUAAGUAUAAAAGAUGCCAUAUAUGCCAUAUGCCAUAUGCUUUUAUUCAUUAUUUACGGACAAGGGAAAAGUGCAUUGCAGUUAACCUGGGCUAUAUUCUCUAUUUUGGCUUUCAAGUAACAUUGAAAUUACUGCAGAAAUUUCAGUAAGUCUGGAAAUACCACCAAAACAAAACAUUUCUCCAAAGAUGUUAAAUAAAACAACACAUAUUCAAUAUAUGAAAAUAUUUAAUAACACAAGUUAUCAAUAUAAAUACAGUUUACUCUAUGUAUAUUGUCAUGUAAGUGUGUGGCAACAUUAAUUUGGAUGUAUAAAAUAUUACCAGGGGAAUAAAAAUAUUUUCAUGGGGUAGAAGUUUUAGAUGUUUCAAGUUUUAUCUGAAUCGUUUUAUCUGUAGCCUGUCAACUUCAAAUGUUUAAACCCAAGCAGAAUCUUAACCCAGACUUCACAGGACUGCCAUUCAACACAGCACACCUGUUUUACUUCCCCUAGCUUGAACACUCACAUUACUGAUAUUCAAAGAAUGUUCCAUAAGUCCUUUUGAGGAAGUAAGACAACAUAACUUGACAUUAACUUGUUUUUAAUGUCAUUACAGUGGAUAUUUACAGGACAUUCACAUGGUCCUAGUCUACAGGAAAGUGUUUUUGUUGGUUCUGCCCCAACAUUUUUAGGAGCGUUGUAUCAAUAUUCCCUUUUGAGGGGUGGUCAUUCUAUACAUCUGUGGUCAAUUCGCUAGUUCCCAGUUGUGAUUUUUGCUGUCUUUCAACUCCCAUCCACUCUCUACAAUGAGUCUGUGGCUUUUCGAAAGAAAUUUGUCUUUUAGUUCAGGAAUGAGAGGUACCAGAUGGUACAAUGCUGACAUGACUGUUAUAUGCAAUUGGCCACAGUGUUAUGGCCAACUUUUCCUGACAUACUAAAUUUUUAGUGUGAAAUGCCCCCAAGACACUUUCCUCUUUGUAUCUCUUCCUGUUGAACCCAUUUCCUAAGUUUUUAACUCCUUUAACCUUUUAAGAACUUUCUAUUAGUUCUACUUGCCAUUUUUAUGAAUGUUGUCCUCUGCAAAACCUGUAACAGCAACACCAGGUCAUUCUGUAUGUCACCAGAUCUGAUCUGGUCAAUGUGAUUUAUGUUUCAUUGUAUCACAUAAUACAUUCAUUAU
Messenger RNA from Megalops cyprinoides (Indo-Pacific tarpon), 3947 nucleotides. RefSeq names its product LIM domain containing preferred translocation partner in lipoma. Gene Ontology annotation, cellular component: focal adhesion; stress fiber. The transcript has 11 exons. Gene Ontology annotation, biological process: cell-cell adhesion. Bases 122 to 1825 code for a protein of 567 amino acids. Lineage: Eukaryota; Metazoa; Chordata; Actinopteri; Elopiformes; Megalopidae. The record is from RefSeq and is a predicted model, not a curated record.